AUGAAUUCGGUUGGAGAUGGUGGCAUGGGAACAUGCCUCACAACUUCAAGUGAUGAAGUUUUCUCCUGUGUAGUAUCAUUUGGACAGCUUAUUGAUGCUCAAAGAGGAGCAACAUUGUUUCGACAAGCCUGCAUUGGAUGUCAUGAUGGAGGUGGAAACAUAGUUCAGCCUGGUGCAACACUCUUUUUACAAGAUCUACAAAGAAAUGGCGUUGACACAGAAGAGGAGAUAUAUCAGAUCACAUAUUAUGGAAAUGGAAGAAUGCCAGGCUUUGGGGUAAAUUGCACACCAAGGGGCCAGUGUACAUUUGGGCCUCGGCUGCAGGAUGAGGAAAUUAAACUUCUGGCAGAGUUUGUGAAGCUACAAGCUGAUCAAGGGUGGCCAAAAAUCGAAAGUUAUGGUGAUUGAUUCCUGCAAUAAGAAGAACAAAGGGCGGCAUCCAAAUGGACCAGUGCAUUUGUUAGUAGCCAAAAAAAAAAAACAUCCAAAGAUGGUCACAAUAAAGAAUCAGGUUGUUGUGCGACUCCCCAAACUAUGUAAACUCAGUGGCGAUGAAAGGUGUGGGGCAUUUUUUGGCCAUUAAUAGAAACAGGUAUAUCUUCAAAGCAUGUCCUUUAGGAAUUGAACUUACAUCACAUAACAAAGUACAUUAUCUAUAGCAUUUGGAAGGGCUAAA
This is a messenger RNA of Macadamia integrifolia, 676 nucleotides long. RefSeq names its product cytochrome c6, chloroplastic. The transcript has 5 exons. Bases 1 to 408 code for a protein of 135 amino acids. Lineage: Eukaryota; Viridiplantae; Streptophyta; Magnoliopsida; Proteales; Proteaceae. Gene Ontology annotation, molecular function: heme binding; electron transfer activity; iron ion binding. The record is from RefSeq and is a predicted model, not a curated record.